Messenger RNA from Marasmius oreades (fairy-ring Marasmius), 1255 nucleotides. RefSeq names its product putative secondary metabolism biosynthetic enzyme. Lineage: Eukaryota; Fungi; Basidiomycota; Agaricomycetes; Agaricales; Marasmiaceae. Gene Ontology annotation, biological process: secondary metabolic process. The coding region runs from base 149 to 1093 and encodes 314 amino acids. The record is from RefSeq and is a predicted model, not a curated record. The transcript is spliced from 2 exons.
GACGCGUACCCACAGACUGCGUCAACUUCCCCGUGGCGGCUUCGUUGACAUUGACUGUAUACGUUCUCAUCGCUCUCGGAAUGUGAGAUAUAAAGCUCGAAACUCUCUCAAUCAACCACAUCCAAUUACCCAUCCCCAACAAACAGAAAUGUCUUCCAUCGCACCCAAACGAGUAUCCAACGCGAGUUACCUACGUUCGCUCUCUUACUUCCCAGUCGCCGUCUUCGUUGGCGGAACCUCUGGAAUCGGCCAAGCCAUGGCAGAAGCUUUCGCUACCCACACAGAAGGCAACGCUCACAUCGUCAUCAUCGGUCGAAACCAAGCAGCAGCAGAAAACAUCCUCUCCAAAUUCCCAAAACCUUCCUCCCCUCACGCGAAACACGAAUUUGUCCAGUGCGAUGUGACGCUUAUGAAAAACGUGAAGAAGGCUACGGAUGACUUGGUUGAGAGGCUUCCGAAGAUUGAUUAUUUGGUCAUGUCUCCUGGGUAUAUGACUAUGAAGGACAGGGAUGAGUCGGCUGAAGGAAUUGAUAGGAAGCUGGCGGUUCAUUAUUAUGCAAGAUGGAAGUUUAUCGACGGGCUUUUGCCUGCGUUGAAGAAGGCGAAGGAUGAAGGAGAAGACGCGAAAGUUUAUUCCGUACUUGCACCUGGGUAUGGUGGUAGUGUGGAUGUGGAGGACCUGGGAUUGAAAAAGUCCUUUUCGUUGGCUCGCGUUGCAUUGGUAGCACCGACGUAUAAUGAUUUGAUGACGGAGGAGUACGCAGCGAGAAAUCCUGGAAUCCCCUUCGUCCACGCCUACCCCGGCUGGGUAGACACGGGAUAUCUAUCCAAUGCUGAAUCGUCGUUCCUUCGCUUCACUUCCAGGGCUAUUUGGCCUGUCCUCCGCCCUUUCCUCCGCCCGUUCUUCUUUACCCCGCAGGAAGCGGGAGAGAACAUGUUACACGGGUUGCUUACAACUGCUAAAGAACCUCGUGCAUGGAGGUUGAAUCAACAUGGGGAGGAUAUGGGAACGAAGAGACAUUACGGUACACCAGAGGAACGGAAAGCGUUAUGGGAGCAUACCAUCGAGGAGAUGAAGAGGACGCUGAACUAGGGGUAUAGGUUGUUGACUCUACAGACUAUGAUUGGGUAUUAUAUGGAAUGCAAAUAAUUACAUACUUUACUGUAGUCCAAAAGUACAUGUUACCGUUAGGUGUUGUAUUCAGGAACAGACGCAAAAACUGAUCAACAUAGUUUCUAUUAUGGGCCUGACCGG